Molecule: messenger RNA, 857 nt
Organism: Aphanomyces astaci
Lineage: Eukaryota; Oomycota; Saprolegniomycetes; Saprolegniales; Verrucalvaceae
Exons: 2
Coding region: 65-712 (215 amino acids)
Source: RefSeq, a predicted model, not a curated record
UAUAAAAUACCCAAACAAAGGACGAUGUCUGCCCCUUCUUCAUUUCUCGAUUUCACUUAUUGCCAUGAAGUUCCUUGCUGCUCUCGUCCACGCCGCCGUCGCCGCCGACGCCGCUGCGUCUAAAGUGGCGUUUGACAACCCCCCAUCCAUCACUGGACUAAGCCAUCACGGCUUCCGCAUCGCCUCAGAGAUAACAUGGGCGGUUCGAUUCCGCACCCAGGCGUUAUCAGGAGCUCAUGACAACGCUCCCGGUGUUAGAGCCACCUCAACUCUGACCCUGAAUUCUUUCAACUUUACCGUCGAACCGUUGGAAUUUGAAAGAGUUCCCUCCCACCCGUCGAUGUGGUUUCGACCAGAGUUGUGCCCAUCCGUCAACGACCUUCCCCAUUGCACCGAGUCAAUCGCCUUUGGGUUCAUCUCCAUCAGUGACCCCGUCGAUGGGGCCAAAUACAAAUACCAAUGGACCCCCAAGCCCCCUAUUGAUGUUGCGUUCAACACCACUUACUGGUUCACGGUGAACUCUACCAGAAAAACCUGGGCCAAGAGCCCCGUCUGGGUGGACGGCUACAAGAAGUUCGUCUCCAACAACGACCCCUUAGGGGACGUGAGGCUCGCAUUUAACAGGAACGAUGGCGACCCAUGGAAAUUGAUUCCCCUCAGAGAUGGCCGCAGCACCCCGUCCCUCCAAGUGCAUGCUACGCAUAGUUCUUAACAGUGUACUGUUGCUGCCAGCCGUGACAGUGGGGGGUUGAAACGAAGGCAAGGCUUGUCGGGCGAUAACAUUCUGCCACUUCUACUCGCUAGUUACCAUCGGUUGGCCCUAACUCCAUAAAACAGAUGUUCGUAGUUGUUGCAAA